UGGUCGCUGCCGGCGCAGCCUCGCUCUGGGGUUUCCCUUCCGGGGUCGGAGGUGGCGGCGGGCCCGGAAGCGGCGGCGGCACCGGCACCGGCACCGGGAGGUGGCGCUGCCCUGGUGGCCGAUGUCCCCGGAGGAUGAGCAAGCCCCCGGAGCUGCAGCACGACCUGGAGCGCAGCCUGCCCGCCAUCGCCUCCAUCAGCUCGUCCCUCUCGCAGAGCCAGGGCUUCUCCCCGUACUUCCUCUCCCCGGAGAAGAGAAAAGCCAUCUCGGAUGUGAGGAGAACCUUCUGCCUCUUCGUCACCUUCGACCUGCUCUUCAUCUCCCUGCUGUGGAUCAUCGAGCUCAAUACCAAGGUGGGCAUCAAGGAGAACCUGAAGGAUGAAAUCAUCAACUACAAAUUCAAGACCUCCUUCUUUGACAUCUUUCUCUUGGCUCUGUUUCGAUUCGUGGUGCUGCUCCUGGGCUACGCCGUCGUCCGCCUGCGCCACUGGUGGGUCAUCGCGGUCACUACACUGGUAUCCAGUGCCUUCCUGAUUGUCAAGGUCAUCCUCUCCGAGCUUCUGACCAAAGGAGCUUUUGGGUAUUUACUUCCCAUCGUCUCGUUUGUCAUUGCUUGGCUGGAGACCUGGUUCCUGGAUUUUAAAGUGCUAACUCAGGAAGCAGAAGAGGAACGAUGGUUCCUGGCAGCCCAGGCUGCAGCCUCGAGGCCACUGCUGUACCCCCGAGCCCUCUCCGAGGGACAGUUCUACUCCCCACCCGAGUCCUUUGCAGGCUCAGACAACGAGUCUGAUGAGGAAGGUGUGGGGAGGAAGGCCUUGACAACUCAGGAAAAGGAGUAUGUCCGACAAGGCAAAGAGGCCAUGGAGGUUGUGGACCAAAUCCUCGCUCAGGAGGAGAACUGGAAGUUCGAGAAAAGCAAUGACUUUGGUGAUGUUGUUUACACUUUUGAAAUCCCUUUCCACGGCAAGACCUUUAUUUUAAAGGCUUUCCUGCAGUGCUCCCCUGAAAUGGUUUACCAGGAGGUGAUUCUGCAGCCCGAGAAGAUGAUCCUGUGGAACAGAACAGUGGCAGCUUGCCAGAUCUUGCAGCGGGUUGAGGACAACACGAUUGUCUCGUACGACGUGGCGGCCGGAGCUGCCGGCGGGGUGGUGUCCCCAAGGGAUUUCGUGAACGUGCGUCGGAUCGAGAGGAGGAGAGACAGGUACGUUUCCUCAGGGAUGUCGACCACGCACAGCCUGAAGCCUCCGCUCUCCAAGUACGUCAGGGGUGAGAAUGGACCAGGGGGAUUCAUCGUCCUGAAGUGUCCCAGCAAUGCCAAGGUCUGCACCUUCAUCUGGAUCCUCAACACGGAUCUGAAGGGCCGCCUGCCCCGCUACCUGAUCCACCAGAGCCUGGCUGCCACCAUGUUCGAGUUCGCCUUCCACCUGCGCCAGCGCGUGGCCGAGCUCUGCUCCAAGCCCUGAGGACAUUCCAGUGCCCUCUCUGCCCUCUGGGGACGGGGACAGCACCCUGCACCCCCCCCAGGCGAGGAGGGGUCCCCCCACUACGGGCCAGGGGGGCUCAGCCCCUCCUCCCACCACGUUGCUCCCAGUGAUGGGGUCUGGACCCGACUGUUCCGUGCCAAAUCCCUGCCCUGCCCUCCCUGGGGACUGAGCAGGGCUCCCCCUACCUAAGAACGGGUUGGGGGCUCAGCUGGCACCCCCAGAUUGCUGCCCAAUUCCGUGAGGAAGAGGGGACAGGGGUGGUGGCCGUGGUGAGGACUCGGUUGCUGUGCCAGCAAGGUCCCUGUGCCCUGUGCCAGGCUGUGCCCUCCACCAGCAAUGAAGGCACAAUUUGUGACCCCAGGGCUGUGCCCCCCACCCAUUUGGGACCCCCCAAACCCCCUCCAAUGGCUCUGGCCGAGCCCCCUCCUUCCCAAAGCGCGGGAUUUGCCUUAAGAGGAGACUCUGCUCCUUUUUGGGUGUGCGGGGGGGGGUGUUGGGGGUGGGGCUGCGGGGGCGACCGCGGCUCCUCUACCUGAGAGCGCCGUGUGCUGCUCUAAAAACAGCAGCAGCAGCAGCAGCAGCAGCACAGGGCGGGGGCUGCGCUGGGGAGGGGGCACACGCAGCCCCCCGGGCCCUGCACAGCCCCCCCAGGCUCUGCACAGCCCCCCAGCUCUGUGCACACACAACCCCCCCAGGGCUCUGUGCACCCAAAGCCCCCCCAGGGCUCUCUGCACCCCCCUUGGGGGGUCUUGGGGGUGCAGCCCCCCUCCCCAAAUCUGUGGGGUGUGAAUUAAAGCCUUGCACUGUUUGCA
This is a messenger RNA of Passer montanus (Eurasian tree sparrow), 2296 nucleotides long. RefSeq names its product StAR related lipid transfer domain containing 3 (gene STARD3). The record is from RefSeq and is a predicted model, not a curated record. The coding region runs from base 135 to 1463 and encodes 442 amino acids. Lineage: Eukaryota; Metazoa; Chordata; Aves; Passeriformes; Passeridae. Gene Ontology annotation, cellular component: late endosome. Gene Ontology annotation, molecular function: cholesterol transfer activity; cholesterol binding. The transcript is spliced from 15 exons.